CCCUCCAGUCCUUUCUCCAACAUUUAUUCUUUACCCAUUCAGUCACCUACUACACUGCUCGGUCGAUACAUAAUCCUCUUGAGGAACCGGGCCAUUUCCAUAGUGCACAAUGGGCGCCAAAGUACCACGAAACUUCCGACUUUUGGAAGAGCUGGAGAAGGGCGAGAAAGGCCUCGGCGCAGAGGCAUGCUCGUAUGGAUUGGCAGAUGGCGAUGACCUGAUGAUGACGAACUGGAACGGCACGAUCCUUGGACCUCCCCAUAGUGCUCAUGAGAAUCGUAUCUACAGCGUUAACCUCCAUUGCGGAGAACAAUACCCUGACGUUCCACCCACUAUCCAAUUCGUUUCGAGAAUAAACCUGCCCUGCGUUGAUCAAAAGACAGGAAAAGUCGACCCUUCAAAACUACCGUGCCUGGCAAAUUGGAAGCGAGAUUAUACCAUGGAAACAAUUCUCAUUGAACUGAGAAGAUACAUGGCUCUCCCUCAGCAUAAGAAACUACCACAGCCUCCGGAAGGAACGACUUUCUAGAAUGAGAAUGCAGCAUGAAAUCGUGGAGUUGGGUUUUGCAAUACAGCGAUGAUUGAUGAGGCUUUAUGAUGCAUGAUCCGGCGUCUGGAGAUUGGUGAUUCCAUACACGAGGCAAUGGAUGAUGCAAUGGUCAUGUCUAGAGAAGAGAGAGCAAGAUCACUGUCCAAUGUCAAUUACAUGUCCUCCGGAAGGGCCCUCUCCAGCGAGUCAACCACGACCUCAUCCACGCCAAUGAUGCCGUCGGUCACGUGACCUUUCAGUCGGGAUCGGCUAACCUACCUUACUCAGACCGAAUGAAUAACUCCGCUAGAUUCAUG
This is a messenger RNA of Exophiala xenobiotica, 846 nucleotides long. RefSeq lists its product as uncharacterized. The transcript has 5 exons. Lineage: Eukaryota; Fungi; Ascomycota; Eurotiomycetes; Chaetothyriales; Herpotrichiellaceae. The coding region runs from base 110 to 529 and encodes 139 amino acids. The record is from RefSeq and is a predicted model, not a curated record. Gene Ontology annotation, biological process: DNA damage tolerance; protein K63-linked ubiquitination. Gene Ontology annotation, cellular component: nucleus.